Molecule: messenger RNA, 2928 nt
Organism: Calliphora vicina (urban bluebottle blowfly)
Lineage: Eukaryota; Metazoa; Arthropoda; Insecta; Diptera; Calliphoridae
Product: G-box-binding factor
Exons: 1
Coding region: 256-2916 (886 amino acids)
Source: RefSeq, a predicted model, not a curated record
CGAUUAAAUAAUUAAACCUUAAAAGAAAAUAAAAAAAAUAUAUGCUAAAAAGUAAAAAGUGCUUAAAUACGAAUAAAUUUAAUCGAGUAAAAUUAAUCGUUUUAAAAAAUAACUAAAAACCUUUACAAAUUGCGUUUUGAUUUAGUAAUCAUUCAUAAAAAAAUCUAAUGGUUGUAAAAUUCGACCAGCUUAUGCCACUAGCGAAGCCGCAUUACAACAACAAUAGCCAAAACUGCAACGAAAACGGCAAAGAUUAUGAGACCCCAUGCAGGCCAACAGCAGCAGCCGCAUCAUCAGCAACAAUACUGUGCAGUAGAUAAUUGCUUGAAACAACAACAGCAGCAGCAUUUUCUAAAAGGCCAUCAAAGCCUGCAACAACAACAAACGGCCACACAUUUGCAGCAACAACAAAACUAUCACCAACAUCAAUUGCAACUCAAUCAUGUUCUACAACAGCAGCAACCACCACUACCACCGCCUCACAUGUGGAAUCCCCAUCUUAAUGCAGCUUGCUAUAACUCCCAACCACCCACUAACAACGCAAAUGGCAUAAAUUCUGCAACAAAUCCAAACCAUAUAAAUUUACAAAACUGUCGACCUUUUCCCUCGAAUCGCGUCUAUCAACAUCAUACACACACACCUCUCUAUCCCCCAUCCAAUGGAUUUCCCCAUGGCCUACCCACAAACACUCAGGCCUCAGAACGCAUGCCUUUGACAGCUCCCAAUUAUGCGAAAUUACCUCCCCUGUCUGUGGUAAAUCAGCAAAGGAUUAAUGAAUGUGCUGGCAUACCAUUAAUAUCCACAGCCACGGCUCACUUAACGCCUGGACAAAGACAAAGGUUAUCACGCAAGCAAUCUCAUUCACCGCCCGGCAAGAAUUGGGCCAAUAUGCUGCCUGGUAAUACAGCACAAAAUUAUGCUGCUGCUGCCCAGUAUGCAGCCGCCCAUGCCCAGGGUGCUCCUUUAAUGUUAAACAAACAACAGCAGCAAAAGCCGGAAUAUUGGUCUCCCAGUACAUAUUUCUCCCCAAACAAGCAGCAGCUUCACCAGCAGCAGUAUGCCGCAAAAACAAUGCAGUAUAACAACAAACCACAGGAUAGAACACGUACUCCUUUGCGCUAUCAAAAUUCUGCCCCAGCCGCCUUGUCUUCGUCCAAGUCUAAAGAGAAUCUGCAGCAACAAUUGAAGCACUCGAAAGACAACGAAAAUUCAUCGUCCAAUAAUGGAGACUCCUCCAACAGCAAUGAGACCUGUUUGCCGCGCAUCAUAAAGCCGCGUAAGAGAAGAAAGAAGGAUCGUAAGCCGCCCAACAAUUUGGUAAAUGCGGUCUACAUGAAAAUGGACAAUAAAUCCUGCAACUCCCCAAGCAGCACUAUAAAAACAUGCAAAUCUUCCGAGGACUUGUUGAAAUGUUUGCAAAAAUUCACUCAAAUAACAAAUUUAAAUGAGCAGCCUUCACCAGACCCCAACUAUUCCGCUAAAACAGGUUUAAAUCAUGACACCUUAUCCCAGAGUAAAAAGGAGCCAGCUCAAAGCUUGUCACUGUGUUCGAGUGGCAGUGAUAUUAAUCAUGGUAUAUGUUUCUGUAUUGAAUGUGAUCCUCUACGAUCAAUAUGGGAUUAUCCUUUAAGGAGAUCUCUCUCAGAUUCUGCGUCCUCGGAUACAAGUGGCACCGGUUCAUUAAGUGACAAUGCCACUACAUCAUCAAACGAUUCGGCUGACACAGCAGAAACUAAUUGGCCUAAAACCAGAGCCGACAUUGUGGGUGUUAUAGGUUCCAAACGUAAUAAGGAUCAGCAGAAUUCCUCAUAUACAGCCAGCAGCAAUAAGAUAAAUAAUGUUGAUGUUAUGCAGGACAAUAAAUUAUUUAACAAUAUUUUAAGUGGCAUUAAUUUAGCCAGUGAAUUAUUUAAACACUCAAACUCUACAGCAGGUUUUGGCAGUUUGGAUACUGCUCUAAGAUCGGGGGAUAAUAUGCUGCUAUUACCCGAGACAGCUGAAAAUUUACUAGCCAAAUCCAUUAAUGAAAUCUCCAAGAAACUUAUAGAGACCUGCUCUAAUGAAUCAUGCGACUUACCUUUGUCUUCCUGCAAUUCAUUGUCUUCAUUCUCAACCACCUCUUCAAAUUCCUCGUCGGCCAAUUCCACAUGUGCUGAUUUCUCUAACGAUAGUGGUAUUGAAAGUGCACACAUAAAUGCUGGCGAUGAUUUAGUUUUUAAUUUUGAUAAUUUGCAUAUAACUACAACAAAGUUGUCGUUGUCACCAUCAUCUUUAUCAUCAGCAUCCUCAACAUCAUCGUCUUCAUCGUCGUCUUCGUCUUCAUCAACAACUUCCUCCUGUGGCAAUAUAUCAAUGUCUUCGUCGCCUACGGUUAAAUUUGCAUCAAAUUUUCUAACAACACAAACAACAGCUUCAUCUCCAUCAGCUACAGCUGCAUCAGAACAAACUCCUUUAACACCCAGCAAUGCAGUUAUGGGCACAACAAUAAAGGCAGCACCCACCUUGGAUUUGCUGGUUGAUUUAAAUAAUAAUCAUUUACAUGUUGCAGCACCAAAAGCCAUGAUUGUUACUGAAAACAAACAACUGCAACAGAAACACAAACUACUUAAACAACAGUUCAAUGAUCUGGUACAAAAACAUCAACCUCCACAUCAACAGCCAACAACUCCGACACCGACGACACACCAACAUGAUCAACAAUUUUUCAAUAAUUGUUUCGAUUUGAUGUGGCAACAACAUGAAAGACAAUUGGGAAACGUCACCACCACCACUUCUACUGCCUCCACCACCAACAACAAUACCAGCAAUCACAUUGAUCAAUUAACUUCAUCUGCUUUACCAUCAAAUAAUGUUGCAAUGUCGUCGUUUCUUGAUUCAGUGGGAUCUUUAAAAGCCGUAUUUUCUACCAUAUCUUAAAAUCUCAGAGAU